Paraphaeosphaeria sporulosa is the source of this 742-nucleotide messenger RNA. RefSeq lists its product as uncharacterized. Gene Ontology annotation, biological process: pyruvate import into mitochondria. Lineage: Eukaryota; Fungi; Ascomycota; Dothideomycetes; Pleosporales; Didymosphaeriaceae. Gene Ontology annotation, cellular component: mitochondrial inner membrane. Bases 44 to 442 code for a protein of 132 amino acids. The record is from RefSeq and is a predicted model, not a curated record. The transcript is spliced from 3 exons.
CCAGCUCAACUUCCCCGGUCGCAGCUCCCUUCCACCGAACAAGAUGGCGGCCGCAAUCAAGGCGCUCAAUGCGAAGAUCCGCUCAAACAAAUAUGCCGACUACUUCUGCUCAACUCACUUCUGGGGCCCUGCGAGCAACUUCGGUAUCCCGCUCGCCGCCAUCGCAGACAUGAGCAAGGAUCCUGAGAUCAUCUCCGGCCCCAUGACCGCCGCCCUCUCCCUCUACUCGGGCACCUUCAUGCGCUACGCCCUCGCCGUCACCCCCGCAAACUACCUCCUCUUCGGCUGCCACGCCAUCAACUUCACCUCCCAGCUCGUGCAGGGCUACCGAUACGUCAACUACCACAAAAUGGGCGGGAAGGAGUUGGCGGUGCAGGCAAGGGAGGCGGCGAAGCAGGCGGAGGGAAAGGUGGAGGCUGCUGUGAAGAGCGUGGGGAAGUAAAGUAAAGCGAGGAAGCGUUGAUGCUGCGGUGGGAUGUGGGGAUAUACUGCAGUGGGUACGAUAGAGAAGGGGAAUGAGACAGAGGAGGAUUGCAUUGUGGAUAUCGCUUCAGGUCGUGCUGCGACGGGGCUUGUGCUACUACUAGGGUAUAUGAUUUCCUGAAUCUGCGGAGUCGGUUGGCAUCAUGCGUGUUGCGGACGUGAAGGCUGUACUGAUAACGAUCAGAAUGAGAGCAUUUGCACACACAAUUUCAGAACCACAUAACCCGUCUUCCUUCCAAACGAAACGAAACAAAACAAU